Ilyonectria robusta is the source of this 1920-nucleotide messenger RNA. RefSeq lists its product as uncharacterized. The transcript has 8 exons. The coding region runs from base 1 to 1920 and encodes 639 amino acids. Gene Ontology annotation, molecular function: acetoacetate-CoA ligase activity. Gene Ontology annotation, cellular component: cytosol. The record is from RefSeq and is a predicted model, not a curated record. Lineage: Eukaryota; Fungi; Ascomycota; Sordariomycetes; Hypocreales; Nectriaceae.
AUGUUGGGAAUGCACGCGCUGCCUUUGCGCGUUCUAUCGCCCCAUGGGCCAAUGACGAACAAGCACGAGGCCGUUACUCUGGACAGUAGCCUGCCUCUACAAGUCGGACACUUCUCCUCGAUACAGUCGUUACGAAACAGCGUAUGGUUGUUGAUCGUGGAAAAUUCGCCAGUUAUAUUCACGCCAUGUAGAUUGUUCAGGACAUCUCAUUCCUUAUCAACAUCCUCAAGCUAUCGCCGAAGCCCCUACGCAGCACUAAUAUGGGCAUCAUCAGCAGUAGCACCAAACGGUCCAUGGAUGCCUCCCAGCCCUCACCUGACGCAUCUAGACGCAUUACGAAGAUGUAUCAACCGCAACUCCACAAGUGGUCCGUUGAUGAGAUCGAGUCCUUCUGCCGCGAGAUCUGGACAUUUUGCGGCCUGGUCUACACCAAACCCACAACAGCCGUCGCCGUUGGCAUCGAAUCCGCGAUGGUUCCCGGGCGCCCGGCUUAACUACACAGAGAACGUACUGAUCAAAGGGUUAGCCGCUCACCCGGACGCGGUCGCUGUGUCCGCGUGUCGCGAGGGGGGAUCGCGAUGGCGCCAUCUAACGUGGAUGGAGCUCCGGCGGCAAGUCGCCUUGUACACCAGUGCCUUGAGACAUGCGGGAGUGAAGCAAGGGGAUCGCGUGGCGACCGUGGCGACAAAUUCGAUCGAAUCGCUCCUCAUUCUACUUGCGGCCGGCACCGUCGGGGCCAUCUUCUCGUCCACGGCUCCGGACAUGGGGGCUAAGGGCAUCGUCGAGAGAUACUCUCAGAUCCAACCCAAAGUCAUAUUUCUCGAAUCCACAGUCCUAUACGGAGGAAAGACGCAGGACCAACGAGAAAAGCUCAAGACGGCCGUUAGAGAGCUAAAGAAACGGGUAAAGCAGCUAAAGCGUGUUGUUAUCAUGACAGGGCCGGCCUGGGAGGACACAGGCCUCUCCAGCACCACCGGGCCGCCGAAAUGUAUCUGCCACGCUGGAGGAGCCGUCCUUCUUCAGCAGAAAAAGGACCUGAUUCUUGGUGCCGAUCUAGGAGAAGACUCAACCUACUAUCAGUAUACCACAGUAGCAGUUGUGCCCGGGGCACCCCUUCCAACGGAGACGAGCGACUGGUUGUACACAGUGUUCCCUAAGAAAGUCGCCCUUCAAAGCAGUUCGGGGGGGACGGAUCUUGCUGCAGGCAUCGUUGGCGGCAACCUCAUCGUUCGUCUUCACGGAUCCCAGCUCGCCGCUCCGAUCCUCGGCAUGCAGGUCGAUAUCUGGGACCAGGACGGCAGGAACAUUGAGAAUUCGGGCCAGAAAGGAGACCUCGUCAUUACGAAGCCGUUCUUCAGCAUGCCCGUCACAUUUUGGGGUGAAGGGGGUCACGAGAAAUAUCGCAAGGCGUAUUUCGAUGUCUGCCCAGGCACCUGGUGUCACGGCGACCUCAUCUCCAAGGAUCUUGAGACUCAGAGUUAUGUCAUCCACGGUCGGAGUGAUGGAGUGCUGAACCCGAGAGGUGUCCGAUUCGGCACGGCUGAUCUCUAUAACAACAUCUUCAAGUUCUCCCAAGUCGAGGAUUGUAUUGCUGUCGGGCAGCGCCGGCCGAAGGAUAACGACGAGCGCGUGCUUCUCUUCCUCAAGAUGAGGGAUAAUGCCCGGCUAGAGAACUCCCUGCGUGCAUAUAUCGCAAAGGUCAUCAGAAAGGACUUAAGUAGGCGGCGAGUUCCAGCAUACAUAUUUCAGGUUCGGGACAUCCCAUACACGUCGAAUGGGAAGAAGAUCGAGAAUCUCGUCAGAGACAUAGUGUGCAGGGAGACGGUCAGGGUCGGCGGCACGGCGACAAACCCGGAGUGCCUGAAGGAGUACGAGCAAUAUCUUCAUCUGCCGUUGGUAGAAGAGAAGGCCAAGCUCUAA